Molecule: messenger RNA, 1298 nt
Organism: Daphnia pulicaria
Lineage: Eukaryota; Metazoa; Arthropoda; Branchiopoda; Diplostraca; Daphniidae
Gene: Tbp
Product: TATA-box-binding protein 2-like
Exons: 6
Coding region: 164-1102 (312 amino acids)
Biological process (GO): DNA-templated transcription initiation
Molecular function (GO): RNA polymerase II general transcription initiation factor activity; DNA binding
Source: RefSeq, a predicted model, not a curated record
GAGACGGUUGGAGAGCCGUACAGAGAGAGCUGCUGUGCUGCUUCAAUAUAGAUUUUGCUGCUGUGACUCUUGCCUGUUGCCGAAAGAGUGAUAACUUUAACUGUUUCGUGUUUUUGCUUAAUUUCCUUACUGAUCUUUGGUGGAGUUCAAGGUAGCAUAGAAAAUGGAUCAAAUGCUAUCCAGUCCUGGCUUCAGUAUUCCAUCAAUUGGCACUCCACUUCAUCAGCCAGAGGAAGACCAGCAAAUUUUACCUCAUAACAGCCCUAUUCCGACACAACGUCAACAACAACAACAAAAUGGGUUUGGACUUGCUCUUCCCCACCAACAGAUCAACACUGCAUCUAGCUCACAGAACCUAUACAGUUUACCGGGAUUUACACCUCAGCACAUGUUACAACCUCAGACUCCGCAAGCUCUUAUGUCACCUGCUCCAAACCGAGGGUCUAGUGCAGCCAUCGGGGAUUCACACUUGCAUUCACAAGGCACACCAGCUCCUGCUGGAAUGUUUGGCCCAUCUACACCUGCUCCCAUGACACCACACACACCAGCUUCUGCUGAUCCAGGAAUUGUUCCUCAACUACAGAAUAUAGUAUCAACAGUGAAUCUGGGAUGCAAAUUAGAUCUAAAAAAGAUUGCUCUCCACGCCCGUAAUGCAGAGUACAACCCUAAACGUUUCGCAGCCGUGAUUAUGAGAAUCCGAGAGCCCAGAACAACAGCCCUUAUCUUUAGUUCAGGGAAAAUGGUGUGUACAGGAGCUAAAUCUGAAGAAGAUUCAAGAUUAGCAGCCAGAAAAUAUGCUCGAAUCGUACAGAAGCUUAACUUUCCCGCAAAAUUUCUUGAUUUCAAAAUUCAAAACAUGGUUGGUAGUUGUGACGUGAAAUUUCCUAUCCGUCUAGAAGGCCUCGUUUUGACACACAGCCAGUUUAGCAGCUACGAACCCGAACUCUUCCCUGGUCUCAUUUACCGAAUGGUCAAACCUCGUAUUGUUUUGCUUAUUUUCGUUUCAGGAAAAGUUGUGCUAACCGGCGCGAAAGUUCGCCAAGAGAUCUACGAUGCAUUCGAUAACAUAUACCCCAUAUUAAAAAGUUUCAAGAAGCAAUAGCACAUCUGUCAACAUGGCGAUGACAAAAUUACUUACGUACGUUGGUUAAAUUCCAAUUUUCCUCCUUUGUUUAACUCAUUGCUGGUUCUGUGCUAUUGGGCAACCAUCGGGUAACUCAAAAUGCGCUUUUCAUUCACAUUUCUUUGUAUUGAUAUUUCAUCCAGUAAAAAUAAUACAGACAUUUUUCACAAUUUAA